This is a messenger RNA of Erigeron canadensis, 2067 nucleotides long. RefSeq names its product DEAD-box ATP-dependent RNA helicase 16. NCBI's taxonomy places the organism in Eukaryota, Viridiplantae, Streptophyta, Magnoliopsida, Asterales, Asteraceae. Gene Ontology annotation, molecular function: nucleic acid binding; RNA helicase activity; ATP binding. Gene Ontology annotation, cellular component: nucleolus. The coding region runs from base 104 to 1885 and encodes 593 amino acids. The transcript is spliced from 15 exons. The record is from RefSeq and is a predicted model, not a curated record.
ACUUAAACAUCAAACCACCGCCGUUACUCUGCCGCCCUUCCUCCUCCGUCACCGCCACCAUCUUCUCCCAAAACUUCCACCUUUAGAGAAGACAAUAAAGAAUAUGUCAAAUUCAGAUGAAAAUAUCCAAAAAGAAGACACCCAAGAACAACAAGAACUUACCUUUGAAGAACUCGGUUUAGACCCACGUUUAAUCCGUGCCUUAACCAAGAAAAACAUCCAAAAACCCACUCCAAUUCAACAAACUGGAAUCCCAUUUAUUCUUGAGGGUAAAGAUGUAGUUGCUAGAGCGAAAACCGGUUCUGGUAAAACAUUUGCUUACUUACUUCCAUUGCUUCAAAAGCUGUUGUCUGAUAGUAAUCUUGCUUCAUCAAAAGCCUUAGCUCCUACUGCUAUGAUUCUUGUACCUUCAAGAGAACUUUGCCAACAAGUUUAUUCAGAGGUUUUGUCAUUGAUUGAGUUGUGUAGAGUGCAGUUGAAAGUUGUUCAGCUGACUGGUGAACCUAGUUUUUCUGAAAUGGCGACCGCGUUGUCAGGGCCUCCACAUAUACUGGUUUCUACACCAGCUUGUGUCCAAAGGUGCUUGUCAUCAGGGGUUCUUCAGGCGAAAUCUGUUCAAGAUUCACUUUCGAUUCUUAUUCUUGAUGAGGCAGAUCUUCUUUUCACUUACGGAUACGAGAAGAAUCUUAAAGAUCUUAAGGCUCACAUUCCUAAAAAAUGUCAGUGUCUUCUUAUGUCUGCCACCUCAAGUGAUGAUGUUGAAAGUUUGAAGAAACUUUAUUUACACAAUCCCUAUAUUCUAACUUUACCAGAAGUUGGUGAUGGAAAAGAUGAGAUUGUGCCCAAAAAUGUUCAGCAAUACUGGAUACAAUGCGGUGAUCGAGAUAAGCUUCUUCACAUCCUUGCACUUUUGAAGUUGGAUCUUGUGCAAAAGAAAGUCUUGAUAUUUACAAACACGAUUGACACUAGUUUUAGGCUGAAACUUUUUUUAGAGCAGUUUGGUAUUAAAUCUGCUGUGUUAAAUGCUGAAUUGCCCAUAAACUCAAGGCUACAUAUUCUUGAGGGGUUCAACGCCGGGCUCUUUGAUUAUUUGAUCGCCACGGAUGAUAGUGACUCGAAAGAUAAGGAACAAGCUGAUGGAGAGAACCAGGCUGAGAGGAAAAAGUCCAAGAAACAUAAGAAGCGAAAGGUGGACUCUGAGUUUGGUGUCGUUAGAGGCAUAGACUUCAAAAAUGUUUACACGGUCAUAAAUUUUGAUAUGCCUGCAACUGCUGCGGGAUACGUACAUCGAAUCGGGCGAACCGGAAGAGCAUAUAAUACAGGACAAUCUGUUUCGAUUGUUUCGCCUGAUGAAAUGGAGAUAUUUGAUGAAAUUAAGUUGUUUUUGGGAGAGGAUGAAGAGAAGAACUUGACAUAUAUUGCUCCAUUUCCACUUCUGGAAAAGAAUGCAGUGGAGUUCUUACGAUACAGGGCUGAGGAUGUUGCAAGGAGUGUGACAAAAAUUGCUGUUAAAGAAGCACGAGCUCAGGAUCUACGCAGAGAAAUUCUCAAUUCUGAGAAGUUGAAAGCUCAUUUUGAGGAAAAUCCCCGCGACUUAGAUCUUUUGAAGCAUGACAAACUUUUAAGCAAGAAAGCUCCUGCACCUCAUCUACGGGAUGUGCCAGAGUAUUUACUAGAUUCCACAACUCAACAAGCAAGCAAGUUUGUCAAACUCACGAGAGCCGCUAUGGGAAGAACUAAUAACAAUAACCCCAGAGGAAACAAGGGCAGAUCCAAGAAAGCCGGAGAUCCGCUCAAGACCUUCUCUGCACAAGCUAAAGGAAUGAAGAGGACGUCCAAAGACAAGGGGUUUGGGCCAAAACAGAAAAAGAAGCAAGCUGUAUGAUUUGUUUUUACUGCUUUAUAGCAACUGUAAAGCCUCGGGGUUUUAGUUCACCACAAUUUUGUAGCAUUAUUGACAUCUGAAACCAUAUAUAUGUGGAUCAUUAAGGUUUGCUUUUCUAGAUUUUUACAUCUUAUUGACUUACCAUAUGAUAAUAUUAAUGCCACCAUAAUCACUUGUGUUAA